Marasmius oreades (fairy-ring Marasmius) is the source of this 5437-nucleotide messenger RNA. RefSeq lists its product as uncharacterized. The record is from RefSeq and is a predicted model, not a curated record. The transcript is spliced from 9 exons. Gene Ontology annotation, biological process: regulation of DNA-templated transcription. Lineage: Eukaryota; Fungi; Basidiomycota; Agaricomycetes; Agaricales; Marasmiaceae. Bases 43 to 2979 code for a protein of 978 amino acids.
GUUUAAGGAAUCUAACUAGCUUCGAACCUCGGGCUCACUUCCAUGCACCCUCAUAAACGACGAAGAGUUGAGGAAUCUGAAGACCUGGGUGUAACUGAGGGCCAAUAUCUCCAAGCUAUUCUUCCAGAAAUCAGUUUAGAAAUCGGGCUCCGACGACGAUUGGUAGAGACGAUUGAAUCGAGAAUAGCUUGGGCUUCACUUCUACAAGAAAUUUUGACAAAUGACCCUUCUAGCAACUCUGAAACCUCCUUCAAAGAUGUCGCCCUUGAAUCCCUACACGCCGUUGAGUCCCGUAACCGGAUCCUCUACCCCAGCGAUGCAACCAUUCCCAUAAUCACAGUUGCGCCACCUACACAGAAGCAUAGACCUCCUCCGAAGGAAAAACCUAUCACUCGUUCUCAAAAAGCGAAGUUUCUCUUCCUACGGUCCAACGACCGUGUUUUUAUCCUACGCUGCCCAGCAUGCCUUCGACAUUCAUUUUCGUCACUACAAGGACUAUACAACCAUAGUAGGAUUUCUCAUUAUGUAGAGUGGGGGUCGCACGAGGAAUGCGUCAAAGCUUGUGCAGUACCACAGCAGGACUUCGAUCAAACGUUGGACCUGGAAACAGGCAUUGACAUCAGGAGCACCUCGCAAAUCGGAGGGAUUCUACCCAGUGUGCGAAGCCUCUUUCAAAUGGCUGUGGACGGUGCACAUGCAGAACCGAGCUCUGCGCUUGAUGGUGGCGAAGGUAACGAAGAAGAUACCGGUUUAUACCUCACGAGGACUUUAGGGUGGCAUAGUGAUACCCCUGCACUGGCACAGUUUCUGGGUAAGGAGGUUACCAGGAAAAGUAUCAAGAUCUGGGAUGAAGACGCGGACGUGGAUGUAGAAGGUUUAGAUGAGACUACACACCAAAACUCGACGCGGCGUCGGUGGCGUAUGCCUUACCUACAUCGUAGUCGGGUAAAAGAAGAUCCUACUGCGGAAUCUGUCGGAGACUCCAUUUCUCCAGUUUUACAUCAAAAUUCAAAAUCACAUCUUACCAAGUCCGACUCGAUCACCGUUCGCCCGCAUCAUGAGACCAGCAGAUUUCACAUUACUUGUCGAGUUAUAAUCACAGACCAUUCGCUAUUCAUUCCUGAGGGACGUCGUUUUUCGCAUGGCACCCACAAAUGGAUGGUGACUGUCGAAUCCGCCUCAUACAGUCUGGACCUCACGUCGGUCCUUACAAACCUCACUGUCUCACCACUUUCGGACACGACAGGGAUGGCCGCCUCCAACAUGUUUGAUGCAUUAAGCACAAAGGAACCCCCUUUCGUCGUUGUCGGCACUACGUCUGAACCAUUCCUGGCGAAGAUAGAGCUCAAAUUCACUCCCAGUGUGACACAUCGCGAAGGCCAGACAGUUGUCUUGGAACAUUGGGUUGGACUAGACAUGCUUGGAACGACUGGUCCUUGUAAAGGAGACGAGCAGGUGGUUGAUAUUGAACUCGAUAAGGACACCUUCAUACUACCUGUCAAAUCGGGAUACCUUCCUGUAACUUCGAAAGUGCACUGGGAUAACGUGACCAGUACUGUUGAUAGCAACGACCGGGUCGGAGCGAGCAAUGAGCCAAAGCAGAAAGAGGUUGACGCCGACGGACCAUUACUAUACCAGGGGAUUUUACAAUCGUUGUUACCGAAAUUUCCCAUGACCAUCAAAGACGCCCUUGUAGCUUCAAAUACUCGUACAAAAGCAGCACCCCGACUUCCAUAUAAGUUGGUUCCUGGGCCUGUGCAGCUUCAGAGGCUCGUCAUUGGAAGGAGGAAAGCUAUCGAGUGGGCGCGGGCGAAAGCGAUCAGGGAUGCUUACACAGACAAGAUCAAGGACCUUCGGCAUUCUUCUGACAGUAAACAACUUAUACCUCUUACCGUUGGCGACGUUUACUGCUGGCUUGAGGACGAAGGUUAUUUCUUCCGUGGCCAGUCUCGUGAGGAAUCUUUAGAUUCCGGUAAAGGCAGACAAACGAAAGGGAAGGUGCGAGAUAUUGCUGAAGAAGAUAAAUGGUGUCGCGCGUGCGGGCUUGGACUCUCUUUGCACCUAAAUACCAGCGCGUCCGGCGCAUCUUUUGGCUCAGAUACAAGUCCUCCAGGUGCAGCUCCCGUACCAACAGGGCAGUCGAUAGACGGCGCAUCUCGUGAUGGGGCGCAGGGUGAUUUCCAAUGUACGAUUAUCCCUAGUUCGAACUGGAACCUUAGAUUCCCGAUGCUCGAUGUGGAGAAGGUUUUUCAGAAAUGCCUGCAACGGAACAUGACAACCAUACCUGUUGCUGAAGCAUCCGUUUCCCCAACUAUGUUUGAACAUCCGUUAAACGGCCCAGCGCAUCUCAUAGAGUUGGCGAAAAACCGAAGGAACCGUCUUAUGGUCUCUGCCAGCGAUCCGGUCAUGACAAGAUUCGUUUUAUCUCAAUUCGGUACCUCCCGUCUCCCUAUCUCAAGUGCUCUCUUCACGCCCAACGAAUCACAUCGGCGAUUCCCGAUUCACCAGUUGGGUAUGUCCUCAUCCACAGUAGACGUUGCCCUUGCACCGCACGCAUACCUUGCUCUAGCGACAAAGCAAUUCAUCCGUGCACUGGUCGAAGCAGCCUUGGAAGUCUGUAACAGAGACAAAGAUUCCGCCAUCGCCUCCCUAGCGCAAACAAAACACCGACAAGGACAGGAUCAUUAUCCGAAUAACUUGACGCCAGUCAUCUUCAUGCAGCCUGGCUCUACGGCGUCCGGUCCUCGUAAAAAGUCCGCCUCGGGUAAUGGAAGGAAGAAGGACAGUACAAACAAGAUCCAGACCUCUAUCAAAAUUUUAACGCCUCUGCAUAUCUUGGGUGCGGUGCACAACUCUCAGAACACCAGUCGUGCAGCGCUGCAUACCUGUCUUUCUCGGUUGGGUAUUUCCCUCCAUGGUAACCAUAGCGAAACGAUUAUGCCAGAAUCUCUGACGACAAGUAGUAGUGCACCUGUGUAAUCGGAGUAUCAUUUUCCGAGGAGAUGUGGGACUGACUAGUGUCAACCUCGAAUGGGCUCCCGAUUCUCGCCAUGCGAAAGGACCGAGUCGUAUGAGAUGCUCCGAUACACACAGGCGUUCGCGCACGGACCUGUAUACGCGGGGGCAGCGACUAUCGAGGCUAAAUACACUGCUCUUCGUCUUUCUUCAUUAACUCUCCGGGUUCGGAGGUCUUUCUCUUCGCCUCCUUCUGACUGAACGAUCCAUUUUUCAACAUGCAAGGGAUAUGCGAGUGGAGACCACAGUCAUUUCAGCGCCGUUCAAACCAUACAAUGAACGUGACGACGAGUAGGCAUUACCGCAACUUCAACAUCGUCCAUGGGGACCAGUACAACUUCUACCAUACCACGAUUCAAGCGCUCCGAAUACUGCAUAUCUGAGAAGCUGACUCGGAUGUGUGUAUACUUAUUACCUUCCGCGACGUACAAAGAUUCGGAAUAUUUGCGACAUAAGUCACACAGGGACGGCCUAACAUGAAUGAAGAUGCUCGCUGUGACUUAUGAAUGUGAAGGUGAUCCUUCGAACGGAUCAGUGUUGCGCACCGGGGCAACGAGCAAAAUCUGUCGUGCCCGAGUCGAAACCUAGUGGUCAACAUUCAAUACCUGUGAACUGCUCCAUAGCAGUUGGUAGGCCAGGGAUGGGUCAAGGAGUUGCAGAGUGUGAACAGCAAGGAUGAGCUCAAUGAGAAGGCCAAGAUAAUGGCAGUCGUCGGGGGGAGAGGCGGGAUUUGCCGCCUUCGUGAAAAGACCAGAAGGUCGUAAAAUCCAUCGAGUAGAAGAGAACACGAAGAAUGCCUUUCUGGUCGAAAGGUCACUUUUCAACUCCAUUGAAGCAAGGUAUGAUAAGUUUCGAGCCUCGAGAACACCAGCAGGACAAUAAAAGUUGGUUAGAGCGCGGGCUCUAAGGCAAAGUGAUGUAAGAAUCAAAAGAGGAACUUUGGAUUGGUUGAGCCUAAUUAAAGUGGUGUGCAUCUGACAACCCACAAAGCUCUUGAACACGACACGUAGUCCUGUCUCCACUCUUAUCAAGCUCUCUCAACACUCCGCACAUAUGUGUCGGUGCUUCGCUGUAGGACACGACUGUAGAGUGACCCUCACAUCCAGCCGAAAUCCGAGGAACGCUAUCGGCUAGAAAAGGAUGUAUUCAAGUUGAUUAAACGUCAGGGAGCCAUUCUACGUGUGUUCUUCUCGGUCCCGCUCAGAUUCUCUACACCACUACAGGCUCAUUCGGAAAGCAAGGCAUCAAAACAAUUGAAAGACCCCAGGGGUCCGUUGAACCGAAUUCCCAGAUUAAUGUUCAAGCUGGUCGUGUCGGAGAAGCAUCCAUAGGAUUGAUAUUACAUACGUUUACCGGAGAGUAGUGGUAAACACCGAUGAGUUGUGGUAGAGCCCCCUGGCUCUUUCGUAGAUUCCUUACGCCGAUGAGUUUUUCCUUUUCAUUGAACUUCUUGCGCUUUUCUCUAUUGACAAUCCCUUUAUAACAAAAACCUUAUUUACCUUUCAUUUCAAACGCAGUUGCACUUUUCUUACAGCGUAUUCCCGCUAUCAGUCUUAACUUCAAAUUCUUACCUUACGGUGAGCCUUUAAUCUACUUCAUUCCCGUUCCUUUUCCCCUCCUACCAGUCCGCUCCCGUGAGGCCUUGUCCACCUGGCAGUAAAUAGCCUUGCGCCGCGUUGGGACUUCAUCCACCCCAAAGCGAAGACUUAGCAGCGUUGACUGAGGUGGAAUUGGCUCGGCAAUGUUGUGGGUCGGAGGUCCAGCCAUCCCGUUAUCUUAUCCAGGAACCAAGUAGAUAAUCCUUUUUAGACUUAGUUUUUUUUACUUACUUCUUUUACUCGCACGCUCGGACCCAGAGUCCUUUUAUAAAAUCUGUCAACGUCGUACAGAAAUUAAUCCCCCCUUUUCUUCCCUUCCCUCUCUGAGCCCCCCUCUGAGCUGAGCAAAAUAUUGAAUUCAAGAGCCCUAUCUACAACAUCGAGCAUCAAUAACGAUUCGAGUCUCACAUUCCAUCAUAUUAUCAUUGAUCUCCGUGAUCUCCUUCACCACACUCGUGUUCUGCGGCACUCAUACUUCUUCUCAUCUUCCUCUUGCCUCAUGUCGACUUCGGAACCUUCUUUAUUCUCCUUCUACUUCUCCGUCAGAUUUCUGACCAGUAAUUCUCACAUCCCUUUUUACCAACAACCCGUUAUAUCCUGCCGCAGAGUACAACCUCUCCAACUGUGUUGGUUGCCCACCUAUUUUCAAGCUCCACCGCUCUUGCGUGUGUUGUGGCGGUGAGGAGUCCGUAAAAAGGGAUAUAGGGCGCAGGUUUUACGAGAGUGUUUGGGAUGGACGGGCUGCAAACUUACAUGCGUACAUAGUAUAACCAGUUGCUUGUAAUACUGUGCUUGUGCGGAUAGAAUGGAUUGAGAGCUCGCGC